GCUUCUGUGGAAAUGGAAAGGAGCGUUUCGAAGCCGCGAAAUGACCGGGAAAUCAGGGCGCCUUCGUCGCAGAUCAAGCGGCGGAAAAUCGAUCAUACGCCGUCCCGCCGAAUUUUAUCUUCAGUUGGUGUACAGAGACAAGGAAUUUCAGUCUCAACUAAAGGCUCGACUUGUCCUGUUGCUAGUGGAAGUGAAUUUAGGAUCCUACAAGAUAAGAGUUCUGCUGUGGCAGAGGCCAAACAAGAUUGUUGCACUGGUAAUUUUAAGAUGGGAAAGGUUGCAGUAGGCGCGGCGGCGGUGUGUGCAGGUGCGGUUUGCGCGGCUGCGGCGCUAGUGGUGCGCCACCGCGUGAGAAACUCCGGUAAGUGGGCUCGAGCAAUGGCCAUUCUGAAAGAGUUCGAGGAAAAAUGUGGAACCCCUAUUGGGAAACUGAGGCAGGUGGCUGACGCCAUGGCCGUUGAGAUGCACGCUGGCCUCGCUUCCGAAGGUGGUAGCAAACUCAAGAUGCUGAUUAGCUUCGUCGAUAAUCUCCCAACCGGAGAUGAAAAGGGGCUGUUCUAUGCAUUGGAUCUCGGUGGUACGAACUUUCGAGUGUUACGAGUGCAGUUGGGAGGGAAGGACGGUCGAGUUCUCAAGCAAGAAUUCGAGGAGGUUCAGAUACCUCCACACUUGAUGAUUGGGUCUUCAGAAGCUCUGUUUGAUUUUAUAGCUCAAGCACUUGCAAAGUUUGUUGCUAAAGAAGGUGAAGGCUUUUGCUUGGCACCGGGUAGGCAAAGGGAACUCGGUUUUACUUUCUCCUUCCCUGUGAGACAAAUCUCGAUAUCAUCAGGGGCGCUUAUUAAAUGGACGAAAGGCUUCAGCAUUGAAGACACGGUUGGGGAAGACGUCGUCGGUGAAUUAACCAAAGCCAUGGAAAAAUUGAAACUCGACAUGCAUGUAACAGCGUUGGUAAACGACACGAUUGGAACAUUAGCAGGAGGUCGAUUCCAUGAUAGCGAUGUGAUUGCUGCUGUGAUUUUGGGCACUGGAACGAAUGCAGCUUAUGUAGAGCGUGCCAAUGCGAUUCCCAAGUGGCACGGGCUACUUCCGAAAUCAGGAGAAAUGGUAAUUAACAUGGAAUGGGGUAACUUCCGGUCCUCGCAUCUGCCACUUACAGAAUAUGAUCAAGCAUUGGAUGCUGAUAGCUUAAACCCUGGAGAACAGAUUUUCGAGAAGUUGAUUUCUGGUAUGUACUUGGGAGAAAUUGUUCGUAAAGUUUUGAUCAAGAUGGCUGAAGAAGUGGCUCUCUUCGGAGAAACCGUUCCACCCAAACUAAAGAUUCCGUUUAUAUUGAGAACUCCUCACAUGUCUGCGAUGCACCACGACACGUCUCCCGACCUCAAAGUCGUUGGAAGCAAACUGAAGGAUAACUUGGAGAUAUCUAAUACCUCCUUGAAAACAAGAAAAAUCAUAGUGGAGCUCUGUGACAUAGUUGCAACACGAGGCGCUCGCCUAUCGGCUGCUGCUAUCUUAGGAAUCCUGAAGAAACUGGGAAGAGACACAGUCGGAAAUGGGGAGAAGCGGAGGUCUGUGGUAGCAUUGGAUGGAGGGUUGUAUGAGCACUACACUAAAUUCAGAACCACCAUGGAAAGUACACUGAAGGAGCUGCUCGGAGAUGAGGUAGCGGGAAACAUCGUCAUCGAGCAUUCGAAUGAUGGUUCUGGCAUCGGAGCUGCACUGCUUGCAGCCUCGCACUCUCAAUAUCUUGAGGUAGAUGAGCCCUAAGGGGGAAAAAAGAUCAAAUUCCAGAUAGUAUAUUAUGGAGUGGCAGAAGAAGCUUUAGAUUUUUGUUGAAUUGUCUGCUCUCCUUUGCAUGUGUUAUCACUUUCUGAUGCCUUAGACUCUUCUAGCUCAUGAGUUCUCUCAUUCCUUUAUUUAUGGUUAUUGAGAGCUUACAAAAUUCAGUCGAGUUUCUGGUCGGAUGACCCUUUAAAAAGGUAGCCAAACGAGGGAGGGUUCAAACUCUGAUGCUCUAAGGAUCAUUUUUCGUGGUUGCUAUGCAAAUAAAACGGGGCAUAAGCAUAACAAUGGGGUUGUAUUGCCAUUGAAUUUGGAUGUUUUAACCAAAACAUCCCGAUGCCUUAUCUUUUUCAUUCUUAGCAAUGAGUUCCUUGAUUUUCA
Messenger RNA from Cucurbita maxima (winter squash), 2160 nucleotides. RefSeq names its product hexokinase-1-like. Gene Ontology annotation, biological process: intracellular glucose homeostasis; glycolytic process; glucose 6-phosphate metabolic process. Gene Ontology annotation, cellular component: mitochondrion; cytosol. The coding region runs from base 13 to 1764 and encodes 583 amino acids. The record is from RefSeq and is a predicted model, not a curated record. NCBI's taxonomy places the organism in Eukaryota, Viridiplantae, Streptophyta, Magnoliopsida, Cucurbitales, Cucurbitaceae. The transcript is spliced from 12 exons. Gene Ontology annotation, molecular function: fructokinase activity; D-glucose binding; ATP binding.